Molecule: messenger RNA, 1128 nt
Organism: Letharia columbiana
Lineage: Eukaryota; Fungi; Ascomycota; Lecanoromycetes; Lecanorales; Parmeliaceae
Exons: 2
Coding region: 1-1128 (375 amino acids)
Source: RefSeq, a predicted model, not a curated record
AUGGCGCCCACCGUUAAGCCUCCCCCACAAUUGAACAUUCCCGACUCCAAGUCCGUUGUCAAUGUCCAUAUAAUCGACAGUACCUCGCGCAUCAAGGGCAUCCCAUUCUCUGCGUUCAUGACCCCGCCCUACAAAGGCCUCGAUUACCUGGACUGCCCUGCUUUCUGCUUCCUUAUAGAAAAUCAGUCCUCUGGACGCAAGGUUCUCUUCGACCUGGGGGUACGGAAGGACUGGGAAAACCUGCCAGCGACUAUAGUAAAGCGUAUUAAAGAUGGGGGCUGGACGGUGACAAUUAAGAAGGAAGUUGCAGAAAUUUUGCUAGAAGGCGGGGUGGCUCCGAAGGAGGUUGAAGCCAUUAUUUGGAGUCAUUACCACUGGGAUCACACUGGCGACCCUUUCACCUUCCCCACCUCCACAGAUCUCAUCGUCGGCCCUGGAUUCAAACACGCGUUUGUGCCAGGCUUCCCUGAAAAUCUUGAGGCGCCUAUUUCAAAAAGCGCAUACGAGGGCCGCAACCUCCGCGAGAUAUCCUUCGCAGAUUCAAAGCUGGUCCUAGGUCGAUGCAAAGCGGUUGACUUCUUCGGCGAUGGCAGCUUCUACCUUCUCGACACUCCAGGACAUGCAAUUGGGCAUAUGUGCGGUCUUGCACGCACCACUGUGUCGCCAGAAACAACCUUUAUACUCCUUGGCGGCGAUUGCGCGCAUCACGGGGGCGAGUAUCGCCCAACGCAGUACCUCCCUCUACCAGAAACUCUUUCACCAUCUCCCAUCCCAAGAACACAUCCCGGCAUCUGCCCAGGCGCUGUUUUCGCUGAUAUCCAUCACCUGCAUCCCUCAUCGUCUUCCUCUACCGAGCCAUUUCUAUUGGCCAGUGAGGACGCAGCGCAUGACCUCAAAGCUGCCAGAGACAGUGUUGUGAAAUUGGGGGACUUUGAUGCGCAUGAGAAUAUACUGACUAUGAUUGCACAUGAUGAUACGAUGAUCAAUGUUGUGGGCACAUUCCCGAACACGUUGGCGAAUGAUUGGAAGAGUAAAGGGUGGAGGGAGAAGGGUAUGUGGAAGUUCUUGGGAGAUUUUGCGGAGGCGGUGGAGGAGAAGGAGGGGAAGGAGGGCGGGAAGGAACGAUGA